GCAGCCAUACCCAAAUAUCCACAUAUAUAAAAGGCACACUUCUGUUUGGGUUAGAAGGGGGACUAUCUUUGUCUUUCAGUAUUCCUGUUGCCACAGUGCUGCUUUUUGCCUCCUUUUGACUGCUUUAGGAAAGGCAGAAAAUGUCUAAGUCAAACAUCACCAUUAAGCGUAGUAACUUCAGCAGUGCUUCUUAUGCACCACUUUCCACAACCAAGACUGUGUACAGCUUGGGGUCUUCACCAGGGAGAACCUUAAGCUCUGCACUUGGAGGUUUAGGAGGCCUGAAAGUUACUGCUUCUAACAGUAGUUCUGGCUUUGGCAGGCUAGGAAGUGGCUUUUCUGGGUCAGCUACUGGCCUUGGGGGGUCUGCUGGUUCAGUUCUCUUUGGCCUUGCUGGUGAUGGAUAUGGUGGUGGGGCUAGUCUUGGUGGGGGUACAGCAUUUGGUAGUGGAGCCAGAUUUGGUGGUGGUGCUGCACUGCCCCCCAUCACUAAUGUAACAGUAGAUCAUAGGCUGCUAGCUCCCCUUGACCUGGCAGUUGAUCCACAGAUUGGAUAUAUCCGCACCCAAGAGAAGGAACAGAUCAAGACUCUCAACAACAAGUUUGCAGGAUUCAUUGAAAAGGUACGUCGUCUGGAGCAAACGAACAAAAUGCUGGAGACCAAAUGGGCUUUGCUUCAGCAGCAGCAACAAGGUGGUCCAGAUACUGCCAGCCUUGAGCAAUUGUAUCAGGCCUUCAUUAAUAACCUGAAAAGACAAAUGGACAACCUCUGUCAUGAAAAAGACAGACUGACUUCAGACUUGCGCAACAUGGAAAAUGUAGCUGAAGACUUCAAAAAGAAAUAUGAAGAUGAAAUUAACAGUCGCACUACUGCAGAAAACGAGUUUGUGACAUUAAAAAAAGAUGUAGAUGCUGCUUUUAUGCAAAAGUGUGGACUGGAUGCUAAAAUAAGUGCCUUAGAAGAGGAAAUUGCCUUCUUAAAAGAACUACAUAAUGCGGAAUUGGCACAGAUGAACACAUGUGUGAAAGAUAUCACUGCUAUUAUUGAAAUGGACAACAGAAGAGACUUUGACAUGAAAGGUAUGCUUGAAACUGUUAAGGCCCAGUAUGAUGACAUGGUUAAGAACAGCAGAGCUGAAGCCGAAGCUUUUUAUCAGUCCAAGUAUGAAGAGCUGGUAAACAGUACAAACCAGUAUGAAAAUGACAUACGCAACACCAAGACAGAAAUAGCAGAACUGAACAGGAAUAUAACAAGACUCAGGAAUGAAAUUGAGAGUCUCAAGCGCCAGAAUGCCCAUCUAGAUGCUUCCAUUGCUGAAGCAGAGGAACGUGGUGAAAUGACUCUUAAGGAUGCCAAGCUGAAGCUGACCAAUCUUGAGGCUGCCCUACAGAAGGCCAGGGAGGACAUGGCCCAUCUGACACGUGACUACCAGGAACUGAUGAACAUUAAGCUGGCCUUAGAUAUGGAGAUUGCUUGCUACAGGAAAUUGCUGGAAGGAGAAGAGCAGAGGAUUACAGGUGAAGUUACUGGAGACACUAAGGUUUACGUGCAGCAGACAACGACCACCAUGUCGGGCAGAAGUGCUGGAUCGAGUGCAGGAGGGUCACUGAAUCUUGCAAGCACUCUUGGUGGUAGUGCACUGAGUCUGGGUGGUGGAUCAAGACCUCUUCAGGGUGGGUUUAGCUCUGGUGGCAGUGUUGUUAAAAAGACAGUUCUUAGCACCAAUAGUAGCCAACGAUCAUUCCGGUGAAGCAAGAUUUUUCAAUUAAAAUAUUGAUCCUGUACUUACUGUCAAAAAUCAUAUUACAAUGCUGUAAUUUCUACAACAGGGACAUACUGGGAAUGUAUCUUUUCACUGCCUUUGAAUUUAGUACCAGCUUUUGGGGUUCCUAAACCCUUGCUAACAUGAACUGUGAAUAACUAUCAAUCAUUUGACAUAAUGUAUUAAAUAUCUUUAUAUCAUUUCUGCAUGCAAUUAAGUAACAUAUUUCGAACAACUAUUGUCAAUUUGCUAAUGAUAUUUUCAGAAUAAGCCUUUAAACACUGUCAUGUAGUUCAAAAUUAUUUUAUAUUUUGUAAAACUUGGCUCCAAAAAUUCUGUCUACAAGUUUGAGUAAUUUUGUUUCUCG
This is a messenger RNA of Protopterus annectens (West African lungfish), 2130 nucleotides long. Its product is annotated as keratin, type II cytoskeletal cochleal-like. NCBI's taxonomy places the organism in Eukaryota, Metazoa, Chordata, Ceratodontiformes, Protopteridae. Gene Ontology annotation, molecular function: structural constituent of skin epidermis. Gene Ontology annotation, biological process: intermediate filament organization; keratinization. Gene Ontology annotation, cellular component: keratin filament. The coding region runs from base 141 to 1751 and encodes 536 amino acids. The transcript has 8 exons. The record is from RefSeq and is a predicted model, not a curated record.